Molecule: messenger RNA, 966 nt
Organism: Alternaria incomplexa
Lineage: Eukaryota; Fungi; Ascomycota; Dothideomycetes; Pleosporales; Pleosporaceae
Gene: CAP2
Product: F-actin-capping protein subunit beta
Exons: 4
Coding region: 1-966 (321 amino acids)
Biological process (GO): cell morphogenesis; actin cytoskeleton organization; barbed-end actin filament capping
Cellular component (GO): F-actin capping protein complex; cytoplasm; actin cortical patch
Molecular function (GO): actin filament binding
Source: RefSeq, a predicted model, not a curated record
AUGGGGUACCAACGCUUGUACUCGCCUGACUCGUGUGGGCCGGCCAGCGAAUCGCCGACGGAGGAGCCGCUGGAGAUUGAGGGGACGGGGCUAGGACCCAAGCGAUACUCAAGCAACCCGACCUUGAUCACGCCCGAGCGAUACACGCCCAAGACCCGAAUCAGAAUCAUGGCGGACCCCAUUGACAGCGCCCUCGACCUUCUGCGCCGACUGAACCCCAAGGACGUCAAGCGCAAUGUCGACCACAUUAUCCAGCUCAACCCCUCGCUGGAAGAGGACCUGCUCGAGUCCGUCGACAUACCGCUGACGGUCAAGAAAUGCUCCAAGACGAAGCGCGACUUCCUGUGCUGCGACUACAACCGCGACGGCGACAGCUGGAGAAGUCCGUGGAGCAACGAGUUCGAGCCGCCCAUUGAGGAAGGUGUCACGCCUAGCGAUCGUGUCCGUAAGAUGGAGGUCAAGGCGAACGAGGCUUUUGACGUGUACCGGGAGCUGUACUUCGAGGGCGGCAUAUCGAGCGUGUACCUGUGGGACAUGGACGACGGCUUUGCAGGCUGUGUCCUGCUGAAGAAGGCCGUCAACCCCACGCCCAAGAGCUCCGGCAGCUGGGACAGCAUCCAUGUCUUCGACGCCCAAGACCGCGCCCGCACCUCGCACUACAAGCUCACCUCCACCGUCAUCCUCUCCCUCGGCACCGACAGCGAAGCGCUCGGCGGUCUUGACCUCUCCGGUAAUAUGGUGCGCCAAGUGGAAGCCGACAUGGCCGUCGAGGAUGACACCUCGCACGUCGCCAACAUUGGAAAGAUGGUCGAGGAUAUGGAGCUCAAGAUGCGCAAUCUGCUGCAGGAGGUGUACUUUGGAAAGGCAAAGGACGUUGUGGGUGACCUGAGGAGCAUCCCAUUACUCAGCCAGACGAACCGGGACCGGGCAACACAGAGGGAGAUGAUCAACAGCAUGGGUCGGUAG